Molecule: messenger RNA, 549 nt
Organism: Chrysochloris asiatica (Cape golden mole)
Lineage: Eukaryota; Metazoa; Chordata; Mammalia; Afrosoricida; Chrysochloridae
Product: butyrophilin-like protein 8-like
Exons: 2
Coding region: 1-549 (182 amino acids)
Biological process (GO): T cell receptor signaling pathway; regulation of cytokine production
Cellular component (GO): external side of plasma membrane
Molecular function (GO): signaling receptor binding
Source: RefSeq, a predicted model, not a curated record
AUGAGCUCCCCCGCCCCCCCCGCUCGUUUACCCACCAGCUCAAGGCCGGAGGGCCUGGAGGGCCCGGAGGCCUGCAAGGGGCCAGAAGACUUCGGACACACACCUUUUCUCACCGCGUUCUCUGUCGGAACUCUUGAGUCAAUUCUUACUCAGGUGACCCCAUGUGUGCAGAGACAAUGGGAUGUGAUUGGACCAACCAAACCUGUCCAGGCCUUAGUGGGGGAGAAUGUAAAGUUCUCUUGCUUCCUCUCUCCUGAGACAAAUGCAGAGGGUAUGGAAGUGCGAUUUUUCAAGAAUCAGUUCUCUGAUGUGGUCCACAUCUACAUGAAUGGGAAAGACCAGAAACAUAUGCAAAUGCCAGCCUAUCGUGGGAGAACAGAGCUCAUGAAGGACUUCAUUACUAAGGGUCAUGUCUCGUUGACGCUGGAGAUGGUCACUUCUUUGGAUGCUGGCGUGUAUGGGUGCUGGUUCAGUUCCCAGACUUAUUACCAGGAGGCUGUCUGGGAGCUGCAAGUAUCAGGUCAGUUGAUUAUUUCAGAGAAUUCGUAA